UCGAUUCCGCAUCUAUCUACCUCUCACACACAAACAAAACAAUGAACUCUCUCAUAAUUUGCGUCUUCAUCUUCAUCCUUCCUCGUCGGGUCGCACCACAAGCAUGCCAAAAAGCCUGUGGCCAAAUACCCAUAAAAUACCCGCUCGGAUCUGGGUCGGGUUGUGGAGACCCGCGUUUCGCCCGUUACAUCACGUGCGACUCCGACCAACAGGCGUUGACUUUGGCCACUCACACCGGGUGUUACCCCAUAACCAGCGUUGACUACACGAAGCAGGUGAUUUAUAUCUCCGACCCGACAAUGUCCACGUGUGCUUGUACUCGACCCAGUAACGGGUUCGGGUUGGAUUGGGACGCCCCGUUUUCCUUCCACGACGACACCGUUUUCACCCUCCUCGACUGUUCCGUAGAUGACUCCCCCGUUUUCACGCCGUUAAGUAACGGUACCGGCCGUCUCACGCUCUGUGACCGUCAGGGCGCGUCUAUUUGCAACUACUUGUACUCCAAUUGUAGGUCAAUCAAUCUGGUAAACUUCCAAAUAUCGAGUUGUUGCGUAUACGUGCCGCUCGACCUCGGACCGUCGUUCGAAAUGGACCUUAACAAGCUCAAAUGCUCAUCAUAUUCUGGCUUUUACGGGUUCGGAGGGCAAGAAUCGAACCCGGAAAGCUGGCAAUACGGUGUCGCAUUGAAGUACAAGUUCAACGUAUUCGGCGAGUACCCGGCCGUGUGCGGCGGCUGCGAGCGGAGCAACGGUGCUUGUGGUUACAACACUCAGUCUAAUUCCUUUGUUUGCAAUUGUCCCGGGGGCAUCAAUACGACGUCGGAUUGCUCCUUCCUUGACUUCAGCGGUGGAUUUAGGCCUCUUCCUUUUAUAUCAAGUAGGCACCACGGGAUUGGGCGUUAUACUCUUUCCGUGUGGUUCUUGUUUGGGUGUUGGUGCGUCCACGUUAAAAAAAAAAUCGCAAAGAAACACAAAAUAUUUUGGCAAGUGAUCGGAUUCAAGCGACAACGAAAGAGAAGACUCCGACAGAAGCUCCAAGAAAAUUGAAUAACCAAUAAUAUAACACAUAAUAGAAAGAAAAAUACAAAAUCCAGGCUUAAAACAAUUAUCAAUUUCUCGUAUUCUAUCAUGGAUCAUAGUUGAGUUGAGUCAUGAGAUUACAUCUAAUUUGAACAUCUGUACUAGUUGAAUUGUGAGGUCUGCAUCUAAUAAUUUUAAAUAAUAUAUAUAAAGAAGAUAUCACAUGGAAAAUAUAUAAACCAACAUCCAGAGGAUCAAAUCUCUAAUAAAGCAUAUCCAGAAAAAUAAUCUCUUUUUCAUUAUGUACAUAUUGUAUAAGAACUCAUUUGUAGUCAUAAAUGAAAUGCCUUCAAUCAUCUUUUUCCUC
Molecule: messenger RNA, 1386 nt
Organism: Tarenaya hassleriana
Lineage: Eukaryota; Viridiplantae; Streptophyta; Magnoliopsida; Brassicales; Cleomaceae
Product: wall-associated receptor kinase-like 20
Exons: 3
Coding region: 42-1046 (334 amino acids)
Molecular function (GO): polysaccharide binding
Source: RefSeq, a predicted model, not a curated record